This is a messenger RNA of Zophobas morio, 1392 nucleotides long. Its product is annotated as odorant receptor 49b-like. Gene Ontology annotation, cellular component: plasma membrane. Gene Ontology annotation, molecular function: odorant binding; olfactory receptor activity. Gene Ontology annotation, biological process: detection of chemical stimulus involved in sensory perception of smell; sensory perception of smell. The coding region runs from base 1 to 1392 and encodes 463 amino acids. The transcript is spliced from 6 exons. The record is from RefSeq and is a predicted model, not a curated record. Lineage: Eukaryota; Metazoa; Arthropoda; Insecta; Coleoptera; Tenebrionidae.
AUGGCACGUUUGGUUCGUGUAGUUUGCGGAACGACGUCGGCGGAAAAGUGCUCGCAGGAGGCUGAAAGACACGGAGGCACGUUUUGUGGGAAAACAACGCGAAUGAUGGCGGCGAAGGUAUUAUUAGAGGUUGUAGUAAACGUAGCACUUUGGCACGGUUGUGGCAUGUGGCACCUAGCAAAUAUGUUCACCUGUGAGUCGGACUAUAAAGUUACCAUCCAAGUUUUCAAAUUUGGACUACAGUUCGUAAUGGACACCUUCGACUGGAAACUGACGAUCAAACGGAACAUAAUCAUGCUAAAAAUAGCCGGCUUGUGGCCUGCAGGUGACGAAACCUACAAAUUCAACUUCUACACCCUCUACGCUAUCGUUUCCAUUUUGACCUUCGUCUACGGCCACAACUUCUUUCAAUCGUUCAACAUCAUCUACAUUCUAGACGAUCUGGAGGCACUGACGGCCACCAUAUUUGUCUCACUUACCGAAAUGCUCGCCAUUUUGAAAUCAUAUUACCUCAUUCAAAAUAUGAAAAUCCUCAAGCAACUAAUGGUGACCCUCAAUGGCGACAUGUUUCAGCCGAAGAACUUGAGACAGAAAGACAUAGUUGAACCCAGUUUGAACUCGUGGAAAAUGGUCUACACUGUGUUUAGUUCGAUGACUAUGGGUGCCAUUUUCUUCUGGGCGACGUUUCCAUUCCUCGACAAGUCGGUACAGGAGCAUCGACUGCCGUUUUUAGCUUGGUAUCCGUGGAAUUCCAAAAUUUCGCCGUUCUAUGAAAUGACUUAUGUUUAUCAAAUGGCCAGCGUGUGUUUUAUUUGUAUAGUUAAUUUGAAUAUUGAUACAUUGAUUGCUGCUUUGAAUAUGUACAUAGGGGCACAGUGCGACAUUUUGUGUGAUGAUUUGAGACACAUUCAUGAAUUUGCUGAUGUUAAUGCUAGGUUGAUAAGUUGUGUACAACAUCACAAAGCUAUCUUGAGAUUUGUUGGAAAUUCCAACCAGUUUUUCAACUGGAUAGUUCUAGUCCAAUUUUUCGUUAGUGCUAUCUCUAUUGGAAUGACGAUGUUUCAACUAACAGUGGUUGCUGCCUUCAGCAGUGAGUUUUAUUCUUGUUUAUUUUAUGGAAAUGCCGUCGUGGUUGAAAUUUUCAUGUACUGCUGGUUCGGUAAUGAAGUGGAAAUUAAGAGCAGUAACAUUCCUUAUGCUGUUUUCGAGUCAGACUGGACCGAUGCCUCUCUAGAAGUACAAAAGAAUGUGGUAUUUUUUAUUUUGAGGUGUCAAAAGCCAAUUAAAGUAUCGGCUUUGAACUUGUUUUAUCUUACGCUGGACACAUUUGUGAAGAUAAUGCGAACGUCCUGGUCGUAUUUUGCUGUUUUACAUCAAGUUAAUGAACAGUAG